CUACUGGUGACUUUCCACUUCUCCUCUCGCUAGAGACACGAGAAGCAUCAGCAGAGAAACAAUCACAUUGAACCAUGGUGGGGAAAAUAAAACACGUCCGUCAGAAGCUGCACCAAGCGGCGGUGAAGCCGGACGGACCGAGCGGACUGUCUGCGUCCACUGCGUCUGGUUCCGCCGCACUGAAGACCCCGGUUCUGUUACCACAGAGUUUCAACCAUCCACCGCUGGACACUAAGGGCGACAAACAGGUCCAGAAAGGUAACACAUUCCCUACUGGGAUCUUUGCUGGUACCAAAAUCUCUCCAGACGUUCUGGUUCAGACUCUGAAGAUAGAGGAAAAUCCUCAAACGCCCGAACCUUCCAGUAAAGGUGCUGAAGACAAACGAGCCAAAUCAAAGAAGGAGAAGAUGAAGGAGAGGAGAGACAGAUGGCUCAACAAGAUCAGCUCCAUCAAACAGGCCCAGGCACAGCAGGCGGCCAAAGCCCGACGACAGGCCACUCCUGUGGUGGGGGACCUCAGGCCGCUGGCUGACGCCCUCCCAGAGCUCUGCCAGCUCAUCAGCCCCCCCACCACAGCUCCAACUGGUCGCUGCAGGAGCAGGAAGAGCAAAGCGCCAGUGAAGAGACCUGAACCCAGAGACUUCAGUCACCUGAAAGAGUCAAAGAAACGUAAACUUCUAGAGACCGAGACCAACUGGUUCCUCAACGCGGUAAAGACUCUGUCCACCAAACAGAACCUUCUGACAGAUAUCGGAGAGCAGCUGAAGAAGAGGAUGAAGCAAGAGGAGGAGCAAGAUCUCAGCUAACAGCAGCCGACGCUUUGAGACCCAAUACUUCCACUGACUUUAAAGGUUCUGGAUCCAGGCCCACUCUGAAAACAAUUAAAAGCAUCCUCUAAGAUGCAUAAACAUAAUGAAUUAAGUAAUCAGUUGUGUUGUCAUGUCAAUAUUCACUGUGUUGUGAAAUUCAAUGUUACUUAACUCUGCACAGGUCAACAGAGCCCCUGUCCUCCAAAAUGUGUCCAGUGUAACUAUUAUGUUAGUAAAUGAGCACUAACUAACUCCCAGCAUUAGUCAGUGUAGAUGAAGUUUUCACUGGACAAAUGCCCAGAAAUACUACUACUACUAAUUAUUAUUAUACUAAUAAGUGUGGUUGUUAUUUACAUGGUGGUACAUGCUGGUUUCUAACGUUAGAGGUGUGGGAUGUGAACUGUAAAGUGAUUAAAUGUAACCGUUUGGUUUUGAUGCCGUUUUCAGAGAUUAAAAUUAAACGGAUUUAAAAUGAG
Molecule: messenger RNA, 1285 nt
Organism: Betta splendens (Siamese fighting fish)
Lineage: Eukaryota; Metazoa; Chordata; Actinopteri; Anabantiformes; Osphronemidae
Gene: slx9
Product: SLX9 ribosome biogenesis factor
Exons: 6
Coding region: 75-806 (243 amino acids)
Biological process (GO): maturation of SSU-rRNA from tricistronic rRNA transcript (SSU-rRNA, 5.8S rRNA, LSU-rRNA)
Cellular component (GO): preribosome, small subunit precursor; nucleolus; 90S preribosome
Source: RefSeq, a predicted model, not a curated record